Molecule: messenger RNA, 6773 nt
Organism: Oryzias latipes (Japanese medaka)
Lineage: Eukaryota; Metazoa; Chordata; Actinopteri; Beloniformes; Adrianichthyidae
Source: RefSeq, a predicted model, not a curated record
AAUAUCACUCCAUAGAUAACAACAGCUUCACUUAAAGGUCAUUUCACGCAGAGUUCACUGAAGGAUGCUGCUGCUAACUUCUUGUGUUCAGCCAAAGUAUUCCCAGAAGAGAAGAAAAACUCCACCCACUGAGUUACCGCUUUAAUCUUGCAUUGCUCCACAAACUCAGCGGGUGACCAGGCGGAUAACGUUCACUACCUGUUCUUAAAGGCAAAGGAGUCUAUAAAACGUAGGUUUUAAAGUAAGAAGGGUCAUUUUCUGUCCUCCUUUUUUCAGGUGGAUGGUCUGGCUGCUCUCAUUCUCUGCUCUGGAGUCGUUGUGGCUGCAGGCAAAGAAGCUUUCAAAUUAGGAGGUUUUCGCUUCCAAAGAACGAGUCAGGCGGCUCAAGUCCUGUACGUGGAAACGGUGGAACCAGCAACACAGCAGGCCAAAAUCCAGAAGAAGAAAUCUCUUACAAGUGGAAGAGGCUCAAAAAACUUCUCCUUGUCAUCGGAGCGAUACAUAAUCAACCAGAUCCAAAACUCUCGGAAUGGCGGCGUGAACGGGUUCCAGCGGCGCCACGGCUCGGAUGAAACUGAGGCUCACCAGUGUCCCACGCCCGUGGAGACGUGUCAAAAAGAUGCCGAGCAUCCGUCCUGCAUCAUACCACACGAGGAUGACAUCGAGAAGUCAUUCCGCGUGAAUCAAGAUGGCAGCAUGACUGUGGAGAUGAAGGUUCAUCUGACCAUCAAGGAGGAGGAGAUGCUCCACUGGACCACCACGGUCAGCCGCUCCAGCCUUAGCAGGAGGAAAGUUUGUGCCUCUGCUUCAGAGUCAGGCAACAGCUCUCCUGACUCCAACCACACUGUUGCCAAAGACUCCUCAAAUAUUCAAGAGGAUGAAACCAAAGAGGAGAAUUACCAAGGUGGAGCUGGAAGAGGCGUGGGCUUUGCUGGUGACGCUUCAGCAGCUCUGGGGAAAGCAAAAGCCAGCUUCAAGCGCACGUCUACGCCCGGUCCUCGACGUGUAAACAAGAAAACCUCUGUGGAGAGCGUGAAGAUGGUUACAGAGAACAGCUUUCAGGAGAGCAUGAUGGGACACUAUUCCUACAUGGAGAGGACAGCAGAUGGAGAGACGACUGAGGGUUACUGCGUUGUCAGACACAGCAGCAGCAACAAACCCAUCCCCAAACCGCGGAAAACUGCCUCUGCGGGAGGGAGGAACCCACCCACCUCCAUCAGGUCGUCAGGAGGAUCCGAGGUCCCCCGAGUCCCGAACGACGUCACAGAAACUGUGAUGCACAUCUAUGAAACUCAAAGCUGCUACGACAACUACUUGGCAAAUGAAGAAUACAGUGCAGAUGGGGCUUCUUUACACGAGUCCCCUCUGGAGUCUGAAGGCAAGCCCUCCCCAGACUCCAGGUCUCUCUCCUCCAACAAUGACUGUGACAUAGAUUGCAACUGGCAGCCCCCCACCAGUGACUCACUGCUAAGGCAAAAAGAAGAAAUGCUGUCACUGUCAUCUGAGCCAGAAUGUCUGACACAUCAGGCUCCAAACAAUGCAGAGAUUCAAGCACAAGCUGAAGAUCUGGAGGAAAACCCGGCCAAAAGCACCAAGAAGAAAACAGUUGGAAGUUCGACUUCAACGAGCAGCACGGAUAAAAAACUGAAUCGCAGAACGAUGAGCCCCUCAAAGCGUAGCAAGCGGUCAUCCCCAGACAAAGGUAGCAGUGACGCCAGCGCUGGAAGGAAGAGUCUGAACUCAGUGGAGACUCUGAAAAAUGGACUGAAGAACAAAACAGCGGAAACGCCCCAUUCCACCAAAUCAGUUCAACAAAAACGCCCCACGAAGGAAUCAACCGCAUCCCCGAGCUCCGGCAACCUCAGAAGAACCUCAUCAAAGAGUCCAAGCACAAAGAAACCACCUGCCAAGGAGAACGGCCACAACAUAGACACACCCACUGCAAGGCCCCAAAUGAAGAAGAAAAUGUCGGACAUUUUAGAAACAAAAAAGGCUUUUUCAGGCAAAAAGUCCCUCAGCAAACCAAAAUCAAUGAUCGAAUAUAAACUGUCUGCACCCAAAUCCUCCUCACAGCAGAGCGAGUGCAGUUCAAGGCCUUCCCUUAAUCCAUCUCCUUCAGAAGUCCACCAGUAUGUGGAGAACUGGUUGGAGAACGUCAGCCCAGAUCAGGUGCCGUGCGCAGAGGAAGCAGCUGGACCAGAACCUCAUGCAAAAGUUAUCUUCAAGAUAGGAGCGGAUUCCGAAUCAGACGAAACUAACGAGAGCCAGGCUGUUUUCCAAGACUCUUUGAAGAAGUCAUCUUCAUGUCUGUCGGUUCCUCUUUCCCAUGAAGGAGCAGCUCUGCUUCACGGAGAACGUAGAACCCUGGGUUUGUGCGUUUCAAUGCCGAGUAUCAGAGCUGAGCCGGCAAACCAGGAGAACAGGUUGAGGUCGCACAAAUCUGCUGACGUCAUCGGCCCAGACGGCAGCGAAGCGUCAUCAUCUCACCUUUUGAGUCCCAAAGAGAAGAUCAAACCUGUCCUUCGACAGCUUUGCUCAUCGAUUCAGUGCAUCAGAAGAUCGUCCACCAGCAACUCAACGCCGGCUCUGCACACCUCCAGCAGCACUCCUAACUUCUCAACACAGGUGGCGUCAGUGUUCGGCUCGUCAUGCAAGGCCUUCCUUUCCUUCUUGUCAGUGAUGACGCUCAGAGAAAACCUAACAGGCUCAGCAGCAGGAGAGAGCAAGCCGUCUGAAGCCCCAGAGGCCCUGCUGAUGCUGGAAUCCCUGCAGCACAUCUCCAACAUUGAAGACGAAGAGGAGCAAAGGGCGAGUCUGACAGAUUUGCAGAGCACAGCGUCUUCUCACCUCAGGGAGCGCUGGAAGGACUUCCAGAUUCUGAGGGAAAGGCUUGAAAGUGAACCGCUUUCCCCCAAAAUCUCCGAAACAGAAUUUGCUCUGGACGUCGUCUCUGAGGGGGGAGACAUCUUCGAGGAUCAGCAUCAGGCCAUCGAUGAGCUGAUGGAGGAAAUGCACAUGCCAGAAGACCUCAGAGAACAGAUAUCUUCAACCAUUAAAAGUUUCUACCCGGUCGAGGAGAGCACGUACGUGGAAACGGUCAAAAACCAGUCAGACUCAGAGGAAGACGUGGAGAUGUUUGUCAGCGAAAGCAAGGAGGAAGUUCAACGUUUAACUGAGGUUUCUGAGGAUCUAACUGAGGCGACAAAGGAGGGCAUGGAACGCAAAGACGAGGCAGAAAAGCACCAAUCUGAAUGCGAAGGCAAGGAAAAUGUGGAAAAGGACGAAUGUUCAUCAGAGGCAGAUGCUGAGGAAGAGGAGUGGGAGGAGCGGGAAGAUGAAGAAGAGGAGAAAGACACGGGAGGAAGGAAUGAUCAGCAAGUGAAUCAGACCAGAGAAAGUGACCAAACGUCAGUUGAGAAACUGGAGGAGGAGGAGCCAGAGGAUGAGGAAAUACCAGGUGAAGAGGAAACGAGGGAGGAGUUUAAGGAAGAAGAAAGCUUAGGCACAGAUAAGGAAAUAGCAAACGAGGAAACAGGAAAUUCAGAUAGAACUGAGGAUACAGAUGAGAGAGAGGGCGCUGUGGAGACAGCUGAAGAGGAGGAAGAGGAAAGAAACUCUGGGGGAGAGGAUCAUGAAGAUGUGCAAGAGGGACAAGAGGAGGAAGAGGAGGCAAACGGUGAGGAAUUGGGGAGUAUUGAUGAGGAUGUUGAUAAAGAGAAAGAAAAGGAGAAUAAGGCAGAUGCAGUUGAGGAAAGGGUUGAGGAGGAAGAAGAUACCGAGGAGGUAGAUGAAGGACACACAGAAGAAGAAGAGAAGGGACAGUUCUCAGAGGUGGUUAGUGAGGAAACCAGUGAAGAAAAUGAGAAAGAAGAAAGAAAAUAUACUGAAAAAGUUUUGGAAGAAGAAAAACAUGAUGAAGGUGAAGGUGGCAUGGAAGGAGUGGAAGAGGAAGAAAUGGAUGAUAAUCUGGAGGCAGAAGAGGAUACAACUUCAGAGCAGAGUGAAGAUGAAGAAGAGAGAAACAGCAACGAAGACGAAGAAGAGAAUGAGAGUUUGAGGCAGCUGGACCAUCAACCAAAGGACCAAACAAAAGAAGAGGAAGAUCCUCUGAGUUCUGCCGAAAAUGACGAGGACACAAGUGAAUUAAAAGAUGCUUCAGGGCUGAAGCAGAGCAGAAGUAACGUGGAGGAAGGACUUGCCGAGAACAUGACAGAAUCUCCAACCAAUUUUUCCACGGACGGCCAGGUUGAGGAUGACAAAGUCGUAGAAUCUGUACACGAAACAGACAAAGAAGGAGGGGAGGAGAGAAAAAGCAGCAGUUCGUCCCAUCCUGUCGAGAUCUCUCAGGAUCUCCUUGACUUUGUGAACUACGCUCUCCGGUCUUGUUCUCUCAGAUUCACGUGUGACGCUCAGGGAAACAUCCGGAUCGAGCCUGAAAAUGCUCGGGUCGUACAAACAAAGCAGAGCACGACUCACACGGGUGAAAAGGAGGGUCUGAAAUGCCUCCCCAGCCCGUUCACCUCUGAUUUGUCUGAUUACAGACCAGAGACAUCCGAGAGCGGCGGAUACAAAAGUCAGGGGUCUGUCGAUAUUGCCUCAGAGAGCGGAGGAGAAGCCCCAAAGAAGUCCUCUUUGGUCUCCUCGCGCUCAGCAAACGGUGAGGAAACCAAUGUGGAGCAGACCAGGUCAAAAGUGUCUGUUCCCAGCAGCUCAGAGGCCUUGAACAGUUCUUCAUUAAAAAGCACAGGCAGUUUGUCUCCUGGUGACGCCGACACAAAAGCCUUGAGAGAAGAUCUCUCUUAUUUCAGCGCUGCCAGCUCACUGAAGGAAGACGCUGAGGUUGUCGUCCGGAGCGCACAAACCGCUUGUGUCACCUCCGAUAAAGACUCAGCCGAUGGAGUUUUAAUUGAUCGGGGUCGGUGGCUCCUGAAGGAGAACCACCUGAUCAGAAAAUCCCCUCCCCUCUCAAUGGGAAUGUAUGGGAAUCUGGACAGCACAUCCGUAGACACGGGUCAGGACAACACCAGUGAGGAUUCGCCACCCCACUACUCCAAAAGCCAGCACAGCCCGCUCGCAGUGAUAUCCUCCUCCGAUCUGGAGGAGAUGGCGAAACCAGGCGCCUUAAGUUGCAAGUACUACAACUUGCCACAUGGAAGUGACUCUGACCCCUUCUUGGAUGACGCCGGCAGCAUCCACAGCGGCAGGCUCGAUGCCAGUGUCGUGAAAGGUAGAGGCUUCAGGGUGUCGCCGACCGUCGACACCACCAAGACCUGGGCCAACAGGAACGGCAGCCUGUCCUCUUUUGCUUCUGUAGAGUUGAAAAUACCCGACAGAAAGGUGCAUCCAGAGGAGUCCUCAGCUGCCAUGCAGCCAAGAGGGACAUCUAGUGGCGAGCAGGGAGCCCUGCAGCCACAAGACUCUGUGGACUCGCUGCAUCUCAGGUGCGGCCAAUACUGCCCCAUUCUAUGAGAGCACGGGGUCAGAGUUUGUCAUUUUAGUGUGUAGAUCAUCAACAUGAACCUCAUAGAUGUGUGUGGUGACUGAGGAGGAGCUGUGCCUCAUCUUUAAAGGGAAAUUUUAAUGCAAAUACCAGUAAAUUAUAUCCAAAUCUUUUUAUAACAGCUUCAAAAUAGUUAUACACAAAUGUACUUUUUAAAAAAAAUAUAUAUAUUUUUAGAGUCAUGCUUUGUUUUCAUGCUUCCUACAUGUAAACCAAAGUCACACUGUUGUACUUUCUUAUCCUUCUGAUGUUUGCUUGAGAGAAAACGUUCACCAACAAACCAAAAAAGUCUGUCUACAGAUCCACAUCCAUCCAAACGCUGCUAUAAACAGAUUUAAACUGUUUCUAUGGAGACUGUUCUUCAACAUUAAUGUCUUUAUCUGCCAAAAAAGAAGCCGUUUUGCACUUUGAAAAGCAGAAUUUCCAAAUCAAAAUUGGAAGGUUAAACUAAAUCCUGCACGGUCCUCUUAAUGAUUUUCCCUCAGUCCUGCAGAACGACACACAUCGCCCUCAAACCAAAAUGUUUUCCCUCCUCCUUUGAAGUUGCUCAGAUGUUCCCCAAACUCCAUAUUUGGUGAUUGCCCUACAGACGUCUCUGCACUCUGGUGACAUUUGACUUUUCUGAAGCUCUUAAGUGAGUGAAGCAUGAGAAAUCCAAGUUGGUCUUAGACUCAUAAUAUGCAGCUUGUUCCGGGAGCUUUGGUACUGAAGGUCACAUCAAAAUACUGCUGGAAUUUCAAUUAAAUAAAUGAAAAUAAUUUGAUUUUCUCUGCUGAAAACAGGUCAGGUUUCGAUAGCAAAUAGUUACUUUUAUUAGUCCUAAAAUUCCCACAUACUCCUUUUUUUUUACACUGAUAACUUUUUACUGUUUCAGUCACAAACUAUUACUUAAAAAGAAAGGGAUAAUUUUUGUUUCAAUAAAUAAAAAAAUCAACAGCUUUCUUAAGACUCCCUACAACGGUUUUUGCUUUUAAAUUGACAGGUCAUAAAUUCACAAAACGAAAUAAUGCUUUGAAUUCCUUCCGUUGGAAUUUUCUGUGCAGUCGUUAUCAGCAUCACUCCCAUAAAUGAGCUUUGGAAAAUUAAGUCAUGGAACAGUUUCACUCCUCAAAUUCUUGGCCACUUCCGUGGUGCAGACGAAGCUGCAGAGAUGGUUUUAGAUGAAAAAGCUCGAUUUCUCGUGCAGUUAAAGUUUGGCAAACAAAGUUAUCAGAAUCAAUAAAAUCCUCUCAUGUUUUGAAAGAAAUAAAAUGUUUCAGACUUAUCUGUGGGG